Molecule: messenger RNA, 2722 nt
Organism: Pseudogymnoascus destructans
Lineage: Eukaryota; Fungi; Ascomycota; Leotiomycetes; Thelebolales; Thelebolaceae
Product: alpha-1,2-mannosyltransferase (Kre5)
Exons: 5
Coding region: 992-2422 (476 amino acids)
Biological process (GO): cell wall mannoprotein biosynthetic process; protein N-linked glycosylation
Cellular component (GO): membrane; Golgi apparatus
Molecular function (GO): alpha-1,2-mannosyltransferase activity
Source: RefSeq, a predicted model, not a curated record
AGAAACACCGUGCUGUUGGUGAAGAGUAGUGCACGUGAUUAGAUGUAUUGGAGGGGCUAAAUUACGGCAGAAUUGUUAAUUAACAGGGCGGUGUGCAACUAAAUUGUGGUGUCUCCUUCCCUAUUCUGGGUUCGUGGCUCGAAUUGGACCUUCCUACUCAACAGGGAGGGACUCACGAACGUUCUACCAAUCCUCGACACUAUAUUCCGCGCAACGAUAGACAGGAGUAGAAUGGCAUCUUAAGAGAAUUCGUUCCCCAUAUAUUUCUCCCAUACCAAGAUCUCGUCAGUUCUCACCAGCCAAGACGUUCAAUCGACCCUGAGGGCCACAUAUAUCUGUCUCAUCUCAUGACAUAACAACGCGCGAGUCGCUUGUCAUAGUUUCCCAAGAAGAGCGUCGAGUCUGCGCCACUCUUGGAACCAACUCCCUCUCCCGAUUCUCGACGCGUUCAAACGCCAUCACAAGGGCGAAGGGAUUUUUGUUUCCCUUCAGCCACUCCUUUUUUCAUGGAUCCUAACAAUUUGCCCCCGAACCUCGAGAGUGUCUCCGCUGCCUUCAACAGAAUAGCAGAGGACGUGAACACUAUCAACGAAGAGAUCCCACGUCUUGAUAAUCUAGAGCCCAUCCAGCAAGCCGGGCAAAUUCAGACCACGCUUGCGGAGCACAGCUGACUAUUUCAACGGAUCCUAGACCAACAAGCCAGUAACUCCCAGGAGACCUCACGCCGCCUGAUCGCCAUAGAAAACGCCCAAAUUCGGAAUUCAAAUUCACAACGCCUUCACUACGAUAGUUUAGCCAUCAUUUCCCCGCUUCUAGACCCCGAAACAGGAGUCGCUAUACGAAACUGCCCAGACAUAAUUGCAGCUAUUUACACAUUAUCUGCGCACCGAGCAACCAUCAUAGGUAUCCUUCAGGUCCCUAUACCCGCCUCUUUAGAAGCAAAGAGAGAGGCUGUACGGUUCCAAUUCAUCUAGGUUCAGUCUUCGCAGCUAUGGAGGUUGUACGGCGAGUUAUCAGACGCCCCCUGCGGUUAAAAGGGAAUUCCGCCGUUUCCGUACCUCUCGGCGUCGUGCUUUUAUUUCCCUUCAUGGUCGUUAUUUGCAUCCUGGUUUUGUUUGUGCAGCACCCGUCGUCGCUGGGGAGGGGGUUAUUAAUGCCUGCUGGGGGACCGCCAACUAUAAGGAAAAUUAGCGAGAAGUACGACAAGGUGUUUGUGACAGGAUGCGAUAUUCCGGAUACCACGAAGCCAAGGGCUAAUGCCGCAUUCGUCGUUUUGGCAAGAAAUAAGGAGUUGGAGGGGGUUAUCCAAUCGAUCAAGUCUAUCGAACGUCAUUUCAACAGAUGGUAUCAUUACCCAUACGUCUUUCUCAACGACGGCGACUUCAACUCAACUUUCAAGGAGACCGUCCAGAACUAUACCAGUUCGUCAGUAGAGUUUGGGAAAAUCGACUCGAGCAUGUGGGGCUUCCCGGAUUGGAUAGAUCCAAGGGUUGCGAAGGAGGGAAUUGCAAAGCAAGGCGACGCCGCAAUUAUGUAUGGUGGCAUGGAGAGCUACCAUUCCAUGUGCAGAUUCUACUCUGGAUUCUUUUACAAGCAUGAAUUGCUGCAAAAGUACGAGUGGUACUGGCGCCUUGAGCCAGAGAUCAAGUACUUCUGUGAUAUCACUUAUGACCCGUUCCAAAAGAUGAUCGAAAAUAACAAGACAUACGGGUUUACCAUCGCCGUGAAGGAAUUGAAGGAGACUGUUCCCAAUAUCUUCCGAUAUGCAUCUGCGUAUAUGAGAACUAACAACAUCAAGUCCAAGGGGCUCUGGGAGAUGUUCGUCGAGCCUGACCUAGAGGGACCGAAGAAGAAACGCCCAGAAGAUUCGCUAGGCUACAAGCCUCCAAUUCCAGAACCGAUUCUCCGCAAGGGCUCAUCAUUACCUGAUGUUGACCCCGAAGCCAUGGAAGGCGAGAAAUACAACAUGUGCCAUUUCUGGUCGAAUUUCGAGAUUGCAAGCCUCAGCUGGUUCAGGAGCAAGGAGUACGAGGACUUCUUUCAGAUGAUGGACCGCAGCGGCGGUUUCUGGAUGGAGAGGUGGGGCGACGCACCUAUCCACUCCCUGGCCGCUGGCGCCCUCCUUUCCCCGAGCCAAGUCCAUUAUUUCCGCGACUUCGGGUACCGCCACACGACUAUCCAGCACUGCCCUGCCAAUGCGCCAGCACGGCAGCUGAAGCGCGACCCGUGGCCCGAGAUGACGACUACGAACCCACGCAAGAGGCGCGAGGAAGACGAGUACUGGGACAGCUGGGACGACCCGAAGGAGAACGGCGUCGGAUGCCGAUGCCGCUGCGAUACGGACAUUGUGGAUGUGGAAGGGAAGGAGGGAAGCUGCAUGGCCGAGUGGGUCGAUGUUGCGGGUGGAUGGGCGGGUCCUUGAUUGGCUUUGGGGUAGCAUGCAGGCGGUUUAUAUUCAUGUAUGAACUAAUUGGGCAAAACUUGGGAAGGAGAGAGUGUGAAAUGGUGGCAAAUAUCAUGAUGCUGAUGAUUGUGCUUGCUAGGGAAAUAGGCUUAUUAGCAUAGCGCAGGUGUCGCAACAAGUAGGCUGCGGGAGGGAAACGAGGGUGCUGAUACGAGCAUCCGAGACUCGGCGUUUGCGGCUGUAGAACUUGGGGGGGAGGUGUAUUGUAUUUGUAGUGCCUUUAGCAUAGCUUUUUCGAAUACGGACUCAUGAUACCAU